Molecule: messenger RNA, 3091 nt
Organism: Dromiciops gliroides (monito del monte)
Lineage: Eukaryota; Metazoa; Chordata; Mammalia; Microbiotheria; Microbiotheriidae
Gene: GORAB
Product: golgin, RAB6 interacting
Exons: 5
Coding region: 93-1208 (371 amino acids)
Biological process (GO): non-motile cilium assembly
Source: RefSeq, a predicted model, not a curated record
GAAGGGCCGGACGUGCUGGGAUGGUCGCGUUGGCAGCCGGGGAUCCUUGAAGGCUCCAGGAGCCCUGGGAAGCUCCGGAGAGGCGCGGGCGGAUGGCGCAAGGAUGGGCCGGCUUCUCCGAGGAGGAGCUGCGGAGGUUGCGGCAGAACAAAGAUCCCUUUGAUCCCGCUGAUCGGCAGAGGCGUCACCCUAUGAACAAAAGUCGACAGCAACUACUUCGUGAAAAGGCCCUUCAACAACAAAGCCAAAAGCUUGGACUUCAGGAUGGGGCAGCAUCUGUACCUCCAGAACAGUUGCUUUCUGCACCAAAACAGAGAUCUGACUCUCAGCAGUGUCACCCAUCUCCUCCUCUCCUUGUCUCCCCUGGCAAUAAUGAAAAGCAUCCAAGCUUUGGAAAUCAACAGAAAAGAGGAGGACUUGAGAAUUCUUAUAAUGCUGAUAAAAAAGAUGAGACUCCAAAACCAAACUGUAAAUUGGAAAAAAAGAAAGUGGAAUUGUUAACCAGGCAGGAAAAAUCUCAUUGGGAAGUCCUCCAGGAAGAGCAACGACUAAUGGAAGAGAAAAAUAAACGGAAAAAAGCACUUUUGGCCAAAGCUAUUGCAGAAAGAUCUAAAAGGACUCAGGCAGAAACCAUGAAACUACAGCGGAUCCAGAAGGAGUUACAGGCUCUAGAUGACAUGGUAUCAGCUGACAUUGGAAUCUUACGGAAUCGAAUUGAUCAGGCAAGCUUGGACUAUUCCUAUGCUCGGAAACGGUUUGACAAGGCAGAAGCUGAGUAUGUGGCUGCAAAGCUGGACCUGCAGCGGAAGACCGAGAUCAAAGAGCACCUCACAGAGCACCUGUGCACCAUCAUCCAGCAGAACGAGCUGCGCAAGGCCCGCAAGCUGGAGGCGCUCAUGCAGCAGCUGGAAGUGGAAGCUGACGAGGAGAAUCUGGAGCUGGAGAUCGAGGUGGAGAAGCUGCUGCAGCAGCAAGAAGAAGAAGGAAGAAGACAAGCAGCCCUUUCCGAGGAGGCCCAGAAGCCCCCUGGGAAUGGUGUCACUCUAGAAAUGGCGGCCGAGGGGAGCAAGGGUCCAGAAGCAGCUGUUGUGCCACGGGUAGAGGGCCCGGAUACAAAGGCAGAGACCGGGGCCUGUCUGAAUGCGGGCAGGCUGGAGCAGGAAGGGAGAACUGCUGCAGACGCACUUCCUGCCCAUCAGGCCACCUGAGGGCACCGGCAUCUGUGCUGUCCCGGGUACAGAGUGUGUGAUGGGCUGCCAUGCCUGCUGCCUUCAGGUCGUGUCCUAGCUCAGUGAAAUGUGAUCUUUAUGUUAAUUUUGAAUGCCCAUUUAUGAAGUGCCAAGUAACAGUAAUUGCAUUUGUAUCAUUAAGCAUGAAUGUACUUAGUUAUGCCCUUAAUCUGGGGCAUAUGAUUUGGUCCUGAGUUUAGUCAACUUCACUCCACCUUAUGCUACUACUGCGGCUGCUCUUUUGUCCCCAGCACUUGACCAACCACCAGAGGCCAUGCCAUGGAGCCGCUUAGCUGCUGGGCCCCACUCUCCCAGGGACCAUGUUUUCUCACUCCAUGCAGGUGCUCACCCUCCCCCACUCCACCUCUGAUUUGCACCCCUUUGUCAGAGGACUAUGAUCAAAACACUACCAUUAGGAUACCUAAGGUGUAUUACUGAGCUGCUCUCUCGUUCCAUUGACUCUCUUUGGGAUUUCCCUGACUUUAACUGCCAUCCCAGGCCACCACUCCCCGAUACCUGGUGUUCCCCACAUUAAAAUAUAAACUGAGCCUUUCACCAGAGUGCUUGGCAAGAUAGUAAGUGCUUUCCAUUCAUCCAUUCAUCCAUUCAUCAUUAAAUUCCUUUACCAUCUUAUUUCAGAAGGCUGAUGUAAAGAAUGCAAGAAAACAAACUAUGUUGGUAAAAUUUUUUAACUUUCCUAUUUUUAAAAUUGGUUUUCUGAUGCCCAUUAAAAACACAAAAACUAGAAAUAACUUCUAGUGUACAACUUUACCUGAACUGUAUUAAAUUUUGCUUCGAAAAUUUGGUAGUUGUUCUUCAUUGACAUAGGAUUUUUAUUUGUUUGAGAGGGAGUGAUAUGUUAGGAAAGCAUCUGUUUCUCUUUUUUACUAUUGUGUAAAAUGGCUUCCCUCUUCUAAAUAGGCUCAUUGUUGAAAGCCUCAUCUGGACUAUAGCAUAUUUGUUAAACACUCCUCAGGAUGUGCAUAUUUGGCCUAUUAGACUGUUGACUUACAUUCAUUUUAUAAAUCACAAUGGAUAGAUCACAUGAGUUUAGGGCAUUGGGUUAUUACCCCAUCAAACUAUUUGAAGACUCUUGGGACAAGUACUGUAUACAAAGCAGUGGGUUUCUGCUCUUAUUGUUAACUUUGCUUCAGUGCUGCUGGUUGUCUAACUUCAGAAGAUUUACCUGUCUUAAUAUAAGAGUGAAAAUGUCAUAUAACAAGGUGUAUCAGGGAAUAAUUCAGGAAUCAUUUCUGUUUAUGAUUUUAAAAGUUUUGUUAUUUUUCCUCAAUGUGUUUUGUGCAUUGGGAGUAAACCUACAUAAUAGAACAAAUUUUUUAAUUCUAUAACUAAUAUUGACUUGCUAUUAUUACCUUAAUAGUUUUUCCACUACUUAACUGCCAAUUGCCUGGCCAAUGUUUUACUCUUUAAACUUGUGUAAAUAAGUGCUGUAUUCUCAUCAGAAAACCUGUGGGGAGUUUUGUAUUAAGUUACGAUCUGUAUGUCACAUACCCUAAGAAAUACAAGGAUUUCUAGACUAAAGUCAUUUCAGAUAGGGAAAGGAAAUGUGCAAUACUAAUAACUUCUCAGAAAAAAACUUAGAAACAUCUUAUUUAAUGUGUGGACUUACAGAUCAGACUAGCUUCACUGUCAUUUUCUACUUCUGUGUAUGUAGCUAUAUAUUUGUAUAUUAUGCAGUAUGAUUAGAAUAUAACAGAGUAUUGUUACCGUCAUCUUCAAAAUUGCAAACACAGGUAAACAAUUGCAUUUAAAUUUAUGAAUUGUAUACAUAAAAUCGAAACCUUUGGUGUCCAAGUCAAUCUUAUUUUUCUAAAAAAUAAACAAAUGAAUUUAUUCCAUUA